CCAUGAGGGGCGGCAGUGCAACGGCCCUGUGGUGCAGCAGGCAAGGACGCAAGGGCUUGGGCUCACUGGCGUCCCCGACACCUGGCCAAUUUUUAAAAAAAAAGUCCAAAAAAAAAAAAGCCAGCAGACUGAAACCCACGGGUUUUCCCGACCGCUCUUCAGGGAGAAGUAACACUUAAGAAUGGCCUUCAUUUGAGACCUCAGACUGCCGCCCUUCACCUGGGCGGGGAUUUCUGCAGCAAUCUCAUCUUCUGCUUUCAGCGGGGGAUCCAGUCCUGAAGAUAAAAGCAGCAGCCAUUUUUCCACCCGCACGUCACAGUCAACAAGAAUCAAACUCUCCAGGGAUGCAAAGGCAACACAGCCUGCCAGGCAACUCUGAGCUGCACCACUGCGAGGGAAGCAAUCGGGGAAGACAGAGGUGGCUGGGGGCACUGCCGACAUGUCACGCCCCGGACGGGAGCCUGCAGCAAGUGCGUCCCUCGCUGCUGCGCGGGACAGCGAGGGGCAGAGGCUAAGCAGGAAGCUUAAAAGAAGAAACUUCAAACUAUGGUAAUAAUGCCUGUGGAGCUCAAAACAUGAGCCAGCUGCGAGCCACAAAGCCAGGACUUCUCGUGUGCACGGUACUUUGCAUCCUCAUUUUUCUUUAUUUAAGAAAGCCCACUCCUGAGGAGCCCGCGGAGGAGCCUACGUACCCAGCAGUGGUGGAGUGUGGCUUUUAUCCUGAUGAACUGUGUUCAGCUUUAUUUGAAGGCAAAGGGGUGGCCCCUCAAAUCGCAAAGUUCUGUAAAAACCCUCAUCGGUCUGAAAUAUUGCCUUAUUUGCGUGCUCCAGGAAAUUGUUCUAGGAUGUUGCAGGGGUUGCGUUUCAUAACUAGACCCCUGUCUGCAGAAGAGGGCAACUUUUCUUUGGCGUAUAUUAUAACCCUUCCGAAGGAGAUGCCCAUGUUUGUGCAGCUUCUCAGGGCGAUUUAUGUGCCUCAAAAUGUUUACUGUCUUCACGUUGAUGAAAAGGCUCCAAAGACGUUUAAGACCGCUGUGAAAACCCUGGCUAACUGUUUUGAGAACAUCUUUAUUUCCUCAAAGAAACACAAAGUAGCUUCUGCUGGCCCUCUGAGACUACAGGCAGACAUUAACUGUAUGGAAGAUCUAGUCCAUUCCAGAUUUCAGUGGAGCUAUGUCAUUAAUCUUUAUGGGGAGGAUUUUCCAAUCAAAACCAAUAAAGAAAUCAUACACUAUCUCAGAAGCAAAUGGAACAACAAAAACAUCACUCCUGGAGUAAUCCAACCAUCAAAUGCUAAAUUCAAGACAGGUCAAAGGGACCCCGAGUCCAGCCCAACAGGAAAUAUCUAUGUCUCACCAAAUGAAAGAUUCAAACACGAGCCACCUCAUAACCUGACAAUUUACUUUGGAAGUGCUUACUAUGUACUUACAAGAAAGUUUGUGCACUUCAUACUGACGGACACCCGCGCCAAAGACAUGCUUCGGUGGUCCAGGGACAUCCGCAGCCCAGAGCAGCAUUACUGGGUGACCCUGAACCGACUAAAGGAUGCUCCGGGGGCCACACCAGACGCUGGCUGGGAAGGAGCCGUGCGAGCUGUUAAGUGGAGAACGGAGGAAGGAAAAGCUCACGAUGGAUGCAAAGGGCGCUACGUCCAAGAUGUCUGCGUGUACGGACUGGGAGACCUGCCGUGGAUCAUUCGGUCUCCUUCCCUGUUCGCCAACCAAUUUGAGCGCUCAGCAGACCCCCUCGUGGUUACAUGCCUGGAGAGGUGGCACAGACGUAAGGUCCUACAGCAGGCAGAAGUCACUGUAGAACCACAGUGGCGAUUUCCACAGGAAAGUCACUUCAACGUGAGGCCGAACCACUAAAGAGUCUGCGGUCUCACUGGCUUCCUUCUGCUGGAGGAACCAACCUAACACAGCUACAGAGGGAGGAAAGGACAGGAACUCCUGGAUAUGGAUUAGCCCUACAAUGAAUUCAGAAAUAUGCUAUCGGCAAACGUUUGCUCCUGACUGCUUUGCAGGUUUGGGGACGAAAUCACAGGAGAACAGUAACUUGAGCAGCCACUGAUGAUGUGCACACAGUCACUGGAGAGCUGACUGCCUCAGCAGUUCUGAAAACCAAAACUCUGGAAGUGGGUGACCCAGGCUCAAGCUGGGGUUGUAAACAAUGUGUUUUGUUUUGGGGGCCUGGGCACUCUUGUACAUGAGACACUAAUAAAGAAUAAGCUCCUAGGGAAGUGUGGUGGCUCAUGUCUGUAGUCCCAGCACUCAGGAAGCUGAUGCAGGAGGAUAUCUAUGAGUUUAAGGUCUGCUGGGACUACACAGUGAGACCCUGUCUCAAAAAAAAAAAAAAAAAAACAAACCAGGAACACACUCCCACUGAAUAUGAACAUAUGCUUAUCUAAAGAAUUUUUGUUACAUGAGAACAGAAUCACUUUAUUCUGACAGAUUCUACAAAAACAUCCAAGAGUCUACUUCUCUGGGUAAAAUGAAAUUAAUCUGGGGUGAGCAGGGCAUGGUGACACACACCUGUUGUUCUAUCACUUUAGGAAACUGAGGCAGCAGAAUCACAAGUUCCAAUCCAGGCCAGUUAACUUAAUGAUUUGGUGAGGCUGUGUCUCCAAAAAAAAGAAAACAACAACAAAACAAACAA
Chinchilla lanigera (long-tailed chinchilla) is the source of this 2655-nucleotide messenger RNA. It is a transcript of the gene Gcnt7, whose product is annotated as glucosaminyl (N-acetyl) transferase family member 7. Gene Ontology annotation, cellular component: membrane. Gene Ontology annotation, molecular function: acetylglucosaminyltransferase activity. The coding region runs from base 576 to 1868 and encodes 430 amino acids. The transcript is spliced from 4 exons. The record is from RefSeq and is a predicted model, not a curated record. NCBI's taxonomy places the organism in Eukaryota, Metazoa, Chordata, Mammalia, Rodentia, Chinchillidae.